Molecule: messenger RNA, 435 nt
Organism: Cercopithifilaria johnstoni
Lineage: Eukaryota; Metazoa; Nematoda; Chromadorea; Rhabditida; Onchocercidae
Source: the annotation of a GenBank genome assembly
AUGUAUGCACGAAAACGUCUGGGUUCCAAGCAAAGUCUCAAUAUCAUCACGAUGCUGACGUAUGCCCAAAAUAUUGUUAGCUUACCUAUUCUAGGGUGCUACUUGUCGCAAUGUACAAAUUUUCAUUUAUUUAUUUUUUGUCCAUUCAAUUCGAUCUUUGUAAUAUGCUAUGCGGGCUGUUCGGCUACAGCAAUUCUGUUAGCCAACCAAUUAGCUCGAUCGGAACAUGUAUCACUACGAAAGGAAUACCUGCCACGGUCGAUGGGUACCACAGAAGUUGUCAUUUAUAAAAGUAACAACAGUCAUUUUGCAUCCAGAAUUCGUGCUAUGGAUUCCAAAACACGUUUCGUGAAACGUCCUCAAGAAGACAACAAUCACUGCAAACAAAAAGCGCAUGAUGAUUUGAUCACCCAUGUAUUAACGAAGUUGUCAUAA